This is a messenger RNA of Opisthorchis viverrini, 7965 nucleotides long. RefSeq lists its product as hypothetical. The transcript is spliced from 2 exons. The record is from RefSeq and is a predicted model, not a curated record. The coding region runs from base 1 to 7965 and encodes 2654 amino acids. NCBI's taxonomy places the organism in Eukaryota, Metazoa, Platyhelminthes, Trematoda, Opisthorchiida, Opisthorchiidae.
AUGGCAAGCACACGCCUGUAUAAAAAUAAUACGGAAAGCAACGCCAGACUCCCGACUAUGUCAACUUCGAAAAGAUCUGCAAGUUGUUCUCCUGCUUGGAGGUCACAAUGUAGUAGGUCGAAAGGGAAGUCUGUAAAAUACUUGAGAGAUACUGGUGGAACGACACCGUACUCGGGGAGUCGCUCUGAAAACGAUAAACCACAAGGGGAAUCUUACGAAAAAGUUAUGGGACGUAUAACUGACCUUCCGUUCAUGGUCAAUUUGAAAAGAUCGGGCGGUUCUGUUCCCGCUAAAGGGUUACCUAAUACAAAAUCAGAAAGCGGAGCCAUGGCAACUCCAAAAAGUGGUUAUCGAAGAGAGAUAACACGAUCAACUAGCUUCUCUUCCAUGCAUAAAUUACAGCAUGUCGAUUCCAAAUCGGCAAGUCCAAAACCUACGCCACAUAUUGGUCACAAGGAUCGAAUGGGGAAGGAUAAAAAAUCGAAGAAUGAUUUGUCACGUACCAGCCAAGCUAUAAAACUUCCCGGAUAUGGUGAGAAUGAUCUGAGCAUACACAGAUCAGAAAGAGUACCUCCUGGUUGUGUACUUCUUGACUUGAAAUCGGAACAAGAAUCACUGACGACUUCCAGAUUUGAUAGUGACAGAUAUAUACAAGGGCAGGAAGUACUCAAGAAGAUGAACUCCUCGCCUGUUGAGCCUGGCGGUGUGGAUACAAACAACCAGAUUAGUGAAGACAGUACGACUCUGUCGGUUAUAUCCAGCUCGGAAAUGUGCUUUCCUGAGUGUACACCACCAGAAAAGAAACUGGAUUGGGAAAUUGGAGUCCCUUUAUUAGGAAUCGGAUGUGAACAAGUAUAUCGCAACGGUCUAAAUGAAGAGAUAAUCAUACCGAUGUCCGAUGCUCCUAUCCCCAGGUUGUCAACUGGUGAGCCUAGGAUGAGCAGUAAUCAGAAGGGCACAACACAGACGGAUGGAAAGUUGGGGAACGAUUUAUCACAUACCAGUCAAGUUGUACAAGGUCCCGGACACAGCAAGAAUGACCUGACCAUGUACAGAUCAGAAAGGGUACCAAGUUCAUCUUCCGGCUAUGUACUCCUUGACCUGAAUUCAGGACGCGAAAUGCUGGUGACUCCCAUAUGUGACCACGACGGGAACGCAAAACGACAGGGCUCGUCCGAAAAGAAUAACUCCCCUCCUGUUGAUCCUGGAUCCGCUUAUCCAUGCAAACACGAUAAGCCGAAGAAUGAGGUCACGACGGGUUCAAGGAGAACGAACGAAAUGAACAAUAAACCAGUGAGCAAGAAGACAACUCCAAUGCCAUUGGAUGCUGCAGAAAGCAAAAAACUUCAAUCCACAAGUCUCCCAAGGACGUUCGAUGCGACUGGAAAAUCGGGAUGCUACCUUCCGGGAGGUUUGAAGUUUGUUGAUGAGAUAAAGCGGAAUCCUGAGGCAAGGGAUGAAAAAGCUGACCAAGCAAACGCCGAAACGCACCCAUCCGAUCACAACACUGAGGAAAGCACAAGUACCUCAACGUUACCUACCUCGGAGAGAUCAACGGGUGAUCCGGUUUUUUACGUGCUGUCGGACAACACGUUUGAUGAAAGUCCACAUAUAACCAGCAAGAUAAAAGUGCAGCUGGAGGAUACCAGUAAAACGAAUAUGGAAACUACCGAGCAAACUUCACAAGUGCCCAGGAUAUUGUACUCAGAAACCGUGUCAGAUUCACCAGUUUGUUACUGUUUGUUGGCGGACAACUCGAUGGGUAACCUCCGGAAAGUUUUGUUGAGUGAACUGGCGGCGACUCUGAUUCAGUCAAAAGAAGACAAUGCAUGGAAGAUUGAGCAGGGCAUCGAGAGCGAACAGAGCCCUACUUCAUGGUAUGAUUGGGGGGAUUUGAGUCCAUUGAUUACUCCAACAUCGAUCCGCUUGGAACCGACACCGCACUUGGGAGAUGACACCACCAGAUUGAGUUGUACGUCAGAUGUUGAAACUCUAUCCCCCCAAGUGAUGGCAACGGGUCCUCUGCAAGUGAAAAAGAAGAAUUCCUGUGAAAGGGAGGAUAGAGGCGAUCAAGAUGAGAGAAAGUCAUUCCAUGAUCGCUCUUCAAAGCAGCUUCUUAGAGCGAUUGAGAAAUCCCCAAUUCCUAUUGCUCUUUCCUCCAUCGAGGGUCCAUCAGACACUGAGUUAAAACUGCCGAGUUUUGAGACAAAAGAGGAGACGAAUACUGAGGUUCUCAAGACAGUUAAUCUCCAGAGUAGCUCACCUGUCCGCUAUAUUUGUAGUAAUACCAAGACUAUGGAGGCCGCGCAGCGAAUCCGGCCGGAAUCUGGUGGCACAGAAACUCCGAAAAUCAAUGUGGAAAAGGAGCGACGAAUAGAAGAAAAAGAGGAAUCAAAGAAACCGGCAAAUAUCGUUUAUUCAUCUGACCAAAACGAAACAUUUAGUCCGGAAGACGAAAAGGUACCCGAGAACGCACUGCGAAAACUGGAGGAUAGAGGCGAUCAAGAUGAGAGAAAGUCAUUCCAUGAUCGCUCUUCAAAGCAGCUUCUUAGAGCGAUUGAGAAAUCCCCAAUUCCUAUUGCUCUUUCCUCCAUCGAGGGUCCAUCAGACACUGAGUUAAAACUGCCGAGUUUUGAGACAAAAGAGGAGACGAAUACUGAGGUUCUCAAGACAGUUAAUCUCCAGAGUAGCUCACCUGUCCGCUAUAUUUGUAGUAAUACCAAGACUAUGGAGGCCGCGCAGCGAAUCCGGCCGGAAUCUGGUGGCACAGAAACUCCGAAAAUCAAUGUGGAAAAGGAGCGACGAAUAGAAGAAAAAGAGGAAUCAAAGAAACCGGCAAAUAUCGUUUAUUCAUCUGACCAAAACGAAACAUUUAGUCCGGAAGACGAAAAGGUACCCGAGAACGCACUGCGAAAACUGUCAAUAGGUGCACAAGAGAAGUUAUUAGAUCACAAUGAACCGAAGAGCGAUGCUGCACAGGGAACAGGACUGAAAGUGGAUGCAGAGACACAAACUCCUUGUCCAGAAAACAAUGCAACAAACUGCCUUGAGGGACACAUCAGAAUAAGGGCAAAAAUGCGUGUAAGAAAAAGAAACUGCAAUAGACAAAAAGGCGACGGAAGGCGAACGCACACGGAUUCGACCGAUGAUAGAGGAAAACAGGGAUUGCACAUAAAUUCAGCAACAACAAGAAUGAAGGAUACGAAGGGGGAUGAUCACCACCAAGAAGACAGACAAUCGAUAUUCGAAGAGGAACCUGAGCAGGAAAGUGUGACUUCAAACGUCAUACUAAAUCAAGCGCAAGAGGGACCGCUCAGACAGGAAGUUCAUGAAGUACUUUUUCAGAAAGCCUCGGCGACACUCUGGGGCGUGGAAAACGUGUCAAAGUAUGCUAGAAAGCCGAUUGAACGGACGGAUCCAGUGGUAGUCGCCUCACGGUCAGCACUGGAUGUGACGGAAGCCGAGCUCAUGGAUGACUUGGUAGGGCAGCUGCGCUGUUUGGAAAUGGUGUCGCCUAACGCACCCGAAUGGGAUCAGUCAGAUAUGCAAGCAGAGAGUUCAACUGCGGGUUCCAACGGGUGGGAAACGCCAGCGGACUUUCGCGAAGCAUUCAGUUCAGACAUAGAGCGAUGUCUGAUGGGCUGUAAACCCAUAGAUUCUCCAGCCAUUAGUGAGGUUCGUACAGAAGUCUCGACACAAACAUUACCUACUAUAGGUGCUCCAAUGAAUCAAUCGGAAUCGGAAGACAAUGAACCAGAAACGUCUUCAGAUUGCAAAUGGGACGAGGUUACCCAACCGAUAUCUAUGACUGGACGCGUAGGAUCAGUGAGCUCAUCGAUCGCCCUACUCAGAAUAUCAAGGAUUUCACAGUUUAAAAAGGAUUACAGAGAAACUAUGGGCUUCAGUGGUUGUCGCGAAGCCGUAAAAUUAAAGUCUAUUUCGGACUCGGAGCAGAAAGAAGCGAACGUUGAUCUGCCAAAAACGACGGAACUGUUUGCAACAGAAUUACUUCCUGCAGUAGAAUUGGGUCAGUCAGACACGCACACAAAGAGUUCUUCGGUGAACUUGAGUGGGCGGGGAACACCUCAGAAAAGUCUCCGCGUCUACAAUGAGCACCUGUCGGAUGCAUUCGCUACCAGUAAGGUUGAUGCAACAUCGUCGACGCGAAUAUUACCUUCUUUCAGCACACCGAUACUGAAUACCAAUACAGCUAUAUCUGAAACAGAAACAAAAAGACUGACUUCAUUUCUGGGUAUCGAAAGAAAGGACUUUACUCAACGGAUAUCCACAACAAGAGGUGAAAUAAUAUCAGCAACAUCAACCACUUCACCUGUGUCACAGUCUAAACGAAGUAAUGGAAAAAGUACUCGGGUCGUGGGCGCCCAUCUGGCAACCGAACUGAGGUGUGUGAUGGACUUAGAACAUGUCGAUUCAGGGAUUGACCUACCAGAAACGAUGGAAUUUCCAGAAACCGAAUUGUUUGCCGAACCAGAACCAGAUCACUCGGAAGUAUGUGCAGAAAAUUCCACUGCAGUCUCAAGCCAAUGGAGCCCACGAAUUGACUGUCACAAAAGAUUUGAUCUCUACGCGGAGUCUGUAGCUGUGAAAGAUAAACCAGUAGAUACCAUGACAACAUUGCGCAUGCCGCCUCCUAUUAGCAGUCCUUUGCUCAGGACCACCUCAAUUCCACUGGAACACGAUGCCAGUAAACCAGCCACAUCUGCAAUCAGAGACAGGAAGGAAGUUACUGAACAGAUGCUCAUAAACAGAGGCGAAAGUUCAAUGGAGCGAUCGGUUGUGCUACUCAACGCAUCACCCAUACUUUGGUCUACGCGAGGCAACAAAGAUAUCAGUGGUUUUCACUUGGCAGUUGAAUCGAAAUCCAUGUUGUACUUGGAACAUGUCGAACCCGGGGUGGACCCACCAGAAGCAGUGAGGUUGUUGGAAACGGAGUUGCUCGCCGGGUCAGAGCGAGACGAAUCAGACACGUACAACGAAAAUUCAUGGAGCAGUGAUGAAUUGGAUAUUGAAGAGGAAUCUCCAACUAUCUCACUCUCGGGAUCGGAUGAUAUUGCAUGUUUCAGUAGUGUGAAACACGAUGAAAUGGCAUCGCCGUCACAACCCAAUGUAAAAUCAUCCAGGGCUUCUUCACAAAUGGGUGACACUCAUAAAAAGGCGCCCAGUUUCACGUCAAUAGCUACUUCACCAAAGGACCCUGUAACGUUUUUGCCAUGUUUACCACAUUCGCUGAGGUCUUCGACCCGUGUAGAACAACAGAUCCAGAUGACAAACAUGUGUGCUGCGGAUUCAGUUCAUUGGAACCGCAUGGGCGCAAGAGCACAGUCAUCUGUCUCAUUAAGCGCAGCCUCCUCGAUAUUCAGUCCACCUUGGCACAAAAAAUCCACUUUUUUCGUAUCACCUGAGACUAACUCUAGCCAUUUUCCGAGCAGCACAUCGUGUUCUUGUCCUCGUUCUAUUGUUAGAGCAACAAAACUGAGGGCCUAUCCAACGGCGUUUUUGACAUUAGUUGCGCCAUGCCCAAUCUAUUAUCAGAUCCCCGUGGUGGUAGCUGUUCCUCGGUUUUUUAUAUAUUCGUCCACUUCUCCCCAAGCACUUGCAGCAGAUGCCCGGAGUGCAACGGAAAUUGUCAGUGUUUCUCCCCACAGGAACGUCAAUGAGCAAUACGAUGACACCUCUUGCUCUCCAGCAAUCUAUCUUGGUGUUUCUCCGUCAGAUACCAGACCAAGAAGUAGUUCGUCAUUACCAUCAUCGCUGGACAAAAGUUCUGUUCCUUCCUCUAAAACUUCAACGGUACCACAACUGGCUGGAUUAGAAAAAAGCUCUAGCAUGUACCGCCCGUACUCGCUUUCUGCGGAGACUUCGCCGGGUCUCAGUUACGGCCGGCCACUAUUCCUCAGUUCAGCCGUUGGUAAGUCAUCUGUUUCGAAGCGAACAAGCAUGGAUGACUUGCAUGCCCGUUUAAGUAAAACUCCAAAACAUUAUUCCUCACGUGACCUGGUGGUUUCGCCCACCGCCACACCAAUGCAUGGUGUCCAGGUCCGGGCCAAUCAGGAUGCGAAAACUUUUUUGAUUCGGCAUUCAGUCAGAGUGUCUCAGAAUACUCCGGUCCAAACUAAUGAAGAGCGUGAAAACUCAGCGACAUUUACUUUUUUGGAUUCUGUGCCUCCCAGUUAUUCUGCACCUUAUUAUUACGCAUAUGAAUCAUAUUCGUCAACAACAGAUGAUGUACCUUCACUGAAGACUGACUUUGCUUCUACUGACGGACCUAGAGAGGGGCGUGUCUCUCCAGCGACCUUUGAACAUGGUGUGGAGGAAAGUAUGUCAACAGUUGUGUGCCAGUGGUCCAGAGAUAUGCCACACAGCAUUCGUGCCUCGCUAACCUACACCCAGAGGGUUCACGAUCUGGUCACAGUAUUGCACCCAGAAGUGGACAGCCCUUUGCUUGAGCACCAGUUGUGUGAAUCAGGGUCUACCCUUGAAACUUCUGCUACAGAGUCAUUCUCAAAUUUGCCUGAAAAGCUGGCAUCAGACUUACAGAGAUCAGUCAAAGAUACUAUAGUUGUCUCAUCAUAUAUAUCCGAACAACCUGUUCAAAUAUCUGGAUCUGUUGAGUACCAUUGGCCUCUAAAAGAGACUGCGUUUUCGUCACGUGAGUAUCAACAUCUUGGUUCAACACGUCCAUCUGUUUUCUCUUCUUUUCGUUUACCUCUCUUGCAUCUUCCCACAAUCAGUUCAAAAUCUUGCACGCAGGAUAACUUUCCUGACCAAGACUCUUGGACCUCGGAACCGUUGGCCACUCAACUCGGAGAAACUCCAAUACGCCUUAACAGGUCUUCAUUGGCUACCGGGCCACCAUCAAAUAGUCCACAUGCAAUGGAGUCGAAAUCCACAGGUGUAAACUGGGACACCACUCAACUUGAAGGAACUCCAAUACGCCUUAACAGGUCUUCAUUGGCUACCGGGCCACCAUCAAAUAGUCCACAUGCAACGGAGUCGAAAUCCACAGGUGUAAACUGGGACACCACUCAACUUGAAGGAACUCCAAUACGCCUUAACAGGUCUUCAUUGGCUACCGGGCCACCAUCAAAUAGUCCACAUGCAAUGGAGUCGAAAUCCACAGGUGUAAACUGGGACACCACUCAACUUGAAGGAACACCAAUACGCCUUAACAGGUCUUCAUUGGCUACCGGGCCACCAUCAAAUAGUCCGCAUGCAAUGGAGUCGAAAUCCACUGGUGCAAGCUGGGACAGUCGUAGACAGUCAAGUUCUUCUCUGAAAGAGCUGCGGAAAGUUCAACUUUCUGAAGUUCGGGGACAUGAUUUGCCUUACAGAAUAUCGUCAUCAGGAAGCCUUUCAACGAAACCUUCUGUUAGCGACUAUUCCGAACAUCGCGAAGGGUCUCACGAAAAGUUGGUUCACCCAUUUGAGAAGGAGCUUCCUCUUUCUGGCGAUAGAAGAAGUUCGUGUUCCGUUCGCAGACGCACAACACACGAUUCGGAUGUUCGAAAGGACCUACGGCGUUGUCAGUGCUGCAGGUUGCAAUGUAAACGUUGCACAAGGAAACCAACUCAUUGUGAGUGUGUUUUGAAAAGGUCAUGUCACUGUCCUUCAAGAGACGUGUGCAGAAGACGAAGCUAUCUCGGCUGUCUUACAGAAUCCUGUCCACACACAAGGUCAAGGUGUAUUCUGGGUGCAUUCACGCCAAACUUCGGCUGUCUGUCUCUUGAGCGAACUCGAUUAAUCUCCGUUUCCAAUUAUACCAGAAACAUAGGUUUUAUCUGUUCAGCACCGUGCCUUGAUCAAGACUUUGGAUUUCAUGCAGUGCAGACACGAGAAACAGAACCUGUCUAUGUGCGUUGCCAAACAGUCAACAAGAUUCUUUGUACACAUGGUUGUGGGAGAACAAAUAUACCCCGGCACCACAUGUGCUACUUUGGGAAAUAA